Molecule: messenger RNA, 2258 nt
Organism: Sphaeramia orbicularis (orbiculate cardinalfish)
Lineage: Eukaryota; Metazoa; Chordata; Actinopteri; Kurtiformes; Apogonidae
Gene: rcn2
Product: reticulocalbin 2
Exons: 8
Coding region: 16-1029 (337 amino acids)
Cellular component (GO): endoplasmic reticulum
Molecular function (GO): calcium ion binding
Source: RefSeq, a predicted model, not a curated record
CAUGUUGAUGGAUGCAUGGGUGAAGAUCUUGGACAUGAAAACCUUCAUAAAUUAGCACAGCAACCUGCCAACAUCAAACCUACGGGAGGUAAGAUGGUUCUCUUUACCCUGAUGACCUGGUCAGUGUUGUUGCUGCAGUUUGAAGUUGGACAAAGCUUCCACAAACAUCAUGAAGAUCAUUACGUUGGACACCAGCACAACCCAGAACAUGACAUGAAUGUCCUGCUGGGAGAUGAGGACACUGAGGAGAUCAAGAAACUGAACCCAACAGAGCAGAAAAAAAAGAUGAUGCAAAUUGUAAAGAAGAUUGAUACAAAUGGUGACAACCUACUAAGCGCAGAGGAGAUUACUUUAUGGAUUCAGCACGUCUACAGAAAAUAUGCACUGGAUGAUGCAGAGGAGAGAUUCCCUGAGUUUGACACUGAUAAAGAUGGUGCUGUUACAUGGGAGGAAUACAACUUGGUUUCUCAUGGCCAGCUCUUUAGUUUUGAUGACAGCACUGAUCUGGAUGACACAGAGAAGGAGUCUCUCAGACAUCUUCAGAUGAAGGAGAGGAGGCGGUUUGAUUUUGCAGAUGUAGACGGCACACUGGGCCUCAAUGUAACCGAGUUUCUCGCCUUCACCCAUCCGUCAGAAGUGGACCACAUGGCUGAUUUUGCCAUCGAAGAUGUGUUGAGUGAAUAUGACUCAGAUAAAGAUGGAUUCAUCAGUCUAAGUGAAUUUAUUGGAGAUGUCCGUGGUGACGACGAUUCUCCCUCGCAGUGGGAGAUUGAAGAGACUGUACGGUUUAAAGACCUCUAUGAUCAAGAUAAAGAUGGCAAGUUAAAUCGAGACGAGCAGCUACGUUGGGUUGCUCCUAAUAGCUAUGGCUCUGCAAGAGAAGAGGCUCACCAUCUGAUCAAGGAAAUGGACCGUGAUGGUGAUGGACAGAUCUCAGAGGCUGAAGUUUUGAAAAAUCAAGACACAUUUAUGAACAGUGAAGUGACAGACUAUGGUCGACAGUUGCAUGUAUCCCAUGAUGAAUUAUAACUACAUAUAUCUUGAUGUGAUUGCAUUGUGUGGCACAUAUAUCUUGAUUAUGAAUGUAAUGUUGUAUAUUUCCUACAUUGUGCUUUAACAUUAGUCAUGCAACUGACGUCAAGUCUGAGUAGAAUGUCGCCAUGAUGAACUCUAUCUGAUAGUACAGUAUGUCUCCACAAUAAUGUGAAGACAUAGAUUGCAACACACAGAAGAAAGUGCUGUCACGAAUUGCAGUCUUCAAGAUGAUCACAAGUGUGUUAUUCUGCUGUUCUGAUAGAGCAACGGAAAAAUCUGAACAUCUGAAAUUUCACACAGUAAAACGUGCUGCAAUGCCAUUGUACUUACAGUUACACUGAAUGAGAGUCCUUGUAUUGCUCUAAUUCCUACUGCUGGAAGUAGAUCUGUUAACCACUUUGAAGGGUGAUUUUAACUGAAAAGGAUUUUGUGUAUGUCCAUGCUAAGAAUUCUGUAGCUACUUUUUUUAUCAGUGAAGUCACAGCUAUCCUCAUAGAUUUAUAACUGUGGUUUAAUUGUAGCUGUAUAUCAUUGGAAGGACUGUCAAAAAAAGGGCAUGAGUGUCUGUCCAGUUGUAGUUACUGCUAACUCAUUGUAGCUCUUCCUCAUUUAAAGCAAGUGAGUGAGUGUUCCCGUUUAAAAACUUGUUUCCUGAAUGUGUCAUGAACUGUUUCACUUGCACCGAGCACAGCCUGUUGCACCGCUAGGUGUAUAAAGUGACAUAGCACUGAGAGGGUGUUGUAAAGUGACUUAGUACUGAGAGUGUUAUAAAGUUAGUUUGGACUGGGAAGAUCGUCCAACAGGGACUUUUAAAAAAAAAACAAAAAAAAAACAUUCCAACAUGUCCUUACAGUUUAAAGAUGCAUUUUGGGUGAGUCUCUAUGAGUCUGUUAUUUGCCAGUUUUUUGUAAUGUUAGUUUUCAGAGUUAAGUUGUGAGUUUUUAUUGAGCUAUGAAUUAUUUGUUGCUAUACUUAUUGUUCACUGGAGGCAGAAACAAUCAUUUUAACCUUUCAAACACAUUGCUGUUUGUUUCUCUUUCUUUUUGUGCUGACAUUUAACAUAUUCCAGUAAUGUUCUGUUACUUACCUUUAACUGCACUUAGACUUAUCUUAUCUGUAGACUUCUCUUUUCUUUGUACCUUUUUACCUUGUACUUCGUAUGCCAAGAGUCACUGAUAUGUGCUGAAUUGUUUCUUCAUUAAAGCCUGAUUUUCUUACAUGAA